Molecule: messenger RNA, 3339 nt
Organism: Nothobranchius furzeri (turquoise killifish)
Lineage: Eukaryota; Metazoa; Chordata; Actinopteri; Cyprinodontiformes; Nothobranchiidae
Gene: tbce
Product: tubulin folding cofactor E
Biological process (GO): regulation of apoptotic process
Cellular component (GO): nucleus
Molecular function (GO): histone binding
Source: RefSeq, a predicted model, not a curated record
AUGUCAAAACACGUACACCGGAAACCGGUGCCACGUCGAAAUCUGCCACUUCCGGGAACUAUCGCGUGAAACGUUCUGCCGGUAAACAAGGUAAAGGUGUUUCUCGUUACAGUGGCGACGCAAGCCGGCCGCUGCUUCGCGUUGUUGGAGUGAUGUUUAACCCCGAGCAACCGGCGGACCUGCUGGGCAGGAGGGUGGCCAUCGGCGGGGAGCGGGCUACGGUGCGCUUCGCGGGCCUGGUGCCACCCACCACCGGCUUUUGGCUCGGCGUGGAAUGGGACGACCCAAAGAGAGGCAAACAUGAUGGCACCCAUGAAGGAGUGCAGUAUUUCACAUGCAGACAUCCUACAGGAGGCUCUUUUGUUCGCCCAGAGAAGGCGAGUUUUGGAGUGGACUUCCUGACUGCUGUGCGACGGGAGUAUGAGUUUGACACAGAAGAGGAGCUGAGCCAGGAGGUCAUCAUUUCCUCCAAAAAGCUCAAGUGGUCUGAUGUUCAGUGCAGAUUUGAGAAACUCCCAGUAGCGAUGCUGAAGUACUGUGAGGUGAAUGGACCGGGGGAACCUGGAGAAAUCAGGAAUAUGACACCCAAUAUAGAGUUUUUGAACCUUGACGGGUCUCUGCUGACCUCCUGGGAAGACGUAGCUGCCAUCACCAAACAGCUGGACCAACUGCAUGAGCUGCAUCUCAGCGAGAACAGACUGAGGUUGCCCUUUGACCCCUCAGCUCAUUGCCUGGAUUUUUCCAGCCUCAAAACCCUCAUCCUGAACCGCUGUGAGCUCACCUGGAAGCAGAUCCUGGAGUGCGCCCCCAUGUGGCCACAGCUGGAGCAUCUCUCUGUGGAAUACAACCAGAUAGCAGAGCUGCAGAGGCCAGAAGGAGUGCUGCAGACACUGGUGCAUCUCGACCUGUACGGUAAUCCUCUGGUGCAGGACAGCUUGCUCAGUAUCUCUGCUCUGCCCAGACUGGACUGUCUGAACCUGACUGCUACUGGAAUAUCUGCCAUCCAGUUUGAAGAUGCCCCUCCAGGACGCCACACUUCCAUGUUUCCUGCUCUGACGCACCUCAUCGUGGAUCAAAACAACAUCACGGAGGGACAUGAGCAUAGAACCCUGCCUCACCUGUCAACGCUGGAGGAGCGGCAGCUCUACGGGAGGAUCUUCUUUUUGUCUGUGCUCACGCGCGAUCGGCUGGCUGUCCAAAACAAGCUGCUAUCGAUGCGUGACGUACACUUGUGUUGGAGUGUCGUGAAUGAACUCAGCAAACUUCCCAGUUUGAAGAAGUUAUCAUGUCGAGGCAACAGGCUGGUGAGCAGCGAUGGAAACCCAGCAACAGCCAAUCAGAUGCUUAUCGCCAAACUUGGACAACUGGUCACCCUCAACGGUUGUGAGAUCGAGCCCUUGGAGAGAAGGGGGGCGGAGCUUGACUACAUCAAAAUGUUUGGAGAAGAGUGGCUUAAGGCGGGGGGACCGGGUCACCCCAGCACCCACUUCACCAACCAGCACCCACGCUACCAGGAACUCAUCAACAAGUAUGGAGCCCCAGAAGAAGGCGAGCUGAAGAAGCCUGGUCCGUCUGUUCUGAAGAAUCAGCUGUUAAAGAUCACUUUCACCUUCCCUGAUGAUUCUAGCCGGAAGCCAAUAGAGAAGAGGCUCCCAGCCUCCAUGGUGGUCCAGAAGGUAAAGGGCCUGCUGUACAGACUGCUGAAGGUUCCACCAUCAGAUCUGAGGCUCACCUACACCAGCACCAAGAUGGUGGGGGCGGAGUUUGAGCUCAGCAACGACCUGAAGACGCUUCAGUUUUACUCUAUAGAGGAUGGAGACCAGAUUCUGGUCCGCUGGUCCUGACCUGGACCUGACAGAAUGGAGGAGCUAGCUGACUGGGUUCUGUCUGGAUCACAUCAGACCAGAGGUGGCUUCGCUGCACAUGCUCGUCUUCAUGACCGGCAUGGCCUUGUUAGAGUUACGGAGUCUGGACGUUUGACUGUCCUUCCUGAUGUGGAACAGACCCAACAAACUGAACAGCUGCUGUUUUUGCUUGAAGAUCCAGAGUGCAGAAAAGCACAGGGACCCGGUCUUUUGUUACCUGUCAGCUGCAGCUGAAUGAUUACUGAAGAAGAGGAUUCCACCAGGUGAACUACUGCAGGAGACACGUCAGACUUCCAACGGUAAAGCAGGUGUAAACAUGACUUCAGUGUCACAAAUUGGGUUUUAUAUUUAGAUGUUUGGGCUGCGGAGACGGCAUGAACUCUACUCACAGAGACACAAUAAAUGUAAUUGCUUAAGUCUGCAGUGGAAGAGACCCGCAUGUCCUGCAGGACAAACCUGAAACGGCAAGUCUUAGGUAUUGGCUGAAUGUUUUUACAUAAAUAAGGAUUAAAAUAUACGUGGAAAACGACUAAGAGUCAGUUGGAAAUACACAGAAAUGGCUUCCACAGCGCCAUGCUGCUGGGUGUCUAACCUGCAGUCUUCCUGUUCUACCUGCACCGCCAUGUAAGUUUGAACUAAUAUAAAAACCUAAAAAUACGUGUGGAUACGUUUUCAUACCUGUGUGUGUGUGUGUGUGUGUGUGUGUGUGUGUGUGUGUGUGUGUGUGUGUGUGUGUGUGUCCACCAGAUGGAUUUAAGUCAUCAGAGCGAUCCUUACAGGACCUCAGAUAAACACUGACGAUCAAACUAAACACAAACUUGCUCCAACUCAGUUUCAUUUACAUUGAAGUAAUUUUUUAUGAAGCGGCUGAAUCACGACACAAAAUGGCUGAUUAGUCUGAACAAGCGUUUGGACAUUUGAUCCAACAGCUAAAACGUUAAUUCCUCAACAUAAUGAUGAUAUUUAAGCUGCAAUAUCAACUGUGAAACAAGCUAGCUUUUAAACUCAAACUUAUGUUAGAACAUUAACGGCUGUGGAAAAAUGCUUGAAACUAGCUUGUUUAGCAGAUUUGCCAUUGUAGUGUUAAAGGAGACCACUGAGUCCACUGAUCUCAGGCUCAGGGGGAGAGAGGUCCAGAGUCUGGGGUCCACAGCAGCAGAUGGUCUGUCACCUUUGGUCUUUAGCCUGGUGCUGCACAUGUGUGGAAAACAAUCUCAAGUUCAGCAACGUUCCUGAGAUGGAAGAAGGAAGAGCGAACAAGAGAACUGACAUGAGAAUCCAGGGUGAGAGCUGGGUCAAAGGUCACACCAAGAUUCCUGACAGAAGGUUUGGUGUGAGAAGCAAGCUGACCAAGAGAGUCUCUGACUUUGGGAACCAGCUUGUCUGGGGCACAGAUGAGGAUCUCAGUCUUAUCUUCAUUCAGCUGUAAUUGAAACCAGAGUAAUGUGGGCUAAAUAAAACGCUUUAAAAGCUA